This is a messenger RNA of Schistosoma guineensis, 4227 nucleotides long. The record is from the annotation of a GenBank genome assembly. Lineage: Eukaryota; Metazoa; Platyhelminthes; Trematoda; Strigeidida; Schistosomatidae.
ACUUUUUUAAGUAUUGACCUUGACAUAAGUCUAUAGUAUGUGAUGUCUCUUAGGUUGCUUUUUGGCUCAGUGAAACUAAGACAUCUUUGGAUGCUAGUUUUGGCAUAUGUUAUCUCGUUCAUUGUGGUGGAUCAUCAUAGCUAUUCGCUGAUACCAGUUUGGGCUUUACAUUUAAAAACUAAUAAACAUGUUCCAGUUGAGUCAGAUGGAAAUUCUAGCAAUUUGUUUAGCACAGUUGUCGAGUACUCAUCACACAAUUGGAGCAUCUACUUGUCAGUUACUGUUCCUCAGUCAAAUAGUAGUUCUUCAUACGAUUUGGUCGUUUUCCAACUCCCUAUGUCAAAGUCACUUGAGUUUUCUGUUAUGGAUCCUGAUCGUAAAAUAGCUAAUUUUCUAAAUUUCCGAAAAAUACAGUCAAACAGUUUUAACCGAAAACCGGUCAGGUUGAAAUCUUUGUUUUAUAAAGGUAGUUUGAUCCAUGUGGUUGUAGAAUGUCGCAAAAUUAGCUCUCCAGUGAACUCUUAUGUUUUAUUUGAGAUUGCUGUGUACAAUAGUCAGCUCAGAGAAACAUGGAGGAGAGCUCUUUACCAAAUUCUACUGGAUGAGAACGCGCUAGACUUCAAAUCAGUUCCUAUCUCCUUAUCACUUGAUUUAACAUGCGGUUUGGUUUAUCCUAGACUUUGUGGGGUGAUCUUUGUCGGUUUCCUGACAAAUAAUAUCAGCUUAUCACAUUACUCUACCAUAUCCCUUUCAUUGGAUGAUGGGGAAAUACUUUGGCACCAUCUAGUUGGUGAUUUCGAAGAUUCGAUAAAAGCUUAUGAAAGUGAUUUAGUUUUGAAGAACUGGAAAAUACGCAUUUCGAAACAAUAUCUGUUUAGAACACAUAUUGAUGAAUCCCCGUGGACCGAAUUUACUGAAAGUCUCUCCCAUAUUUUCCCUGUUCGUUGGUAUGGUGUGGGUAGUUGUGAAAUUCGCCUUGUAUAUGCAAAGAAACACUCAGAAUAUCCUGUAGAAAAGUCUCUGCGUACCCCAAAUGCAAUUGCUGUGAUCCAUCAAUCAGGUCUAGAUCUUCUAGAUUUAAAAUCUGGUCAUCCGCUUAUGACUAUUACUUUAAGAUGGAAGAUCGGAUCAACAUAUACUAUUCUCUCUACUCCGGUAUCUGAUGGUCUGAUUAGUCGCCAGCUUGGAUCGCCUACAAUUUAUGAACUACGAAUUGCUUCGGAAAUUACGGAUUCCCCAUCAAAUGGUUUGAAGAUAAAAGUGCAUUCUAGUUCUGACAAUGUUAAUUCAUCUCUGGAGAGUGACUUUUCACAUACUGUCGACUGUCAGGGUAUAUUCAUCCGUCACGAAUCUGCACCUAACAACUGGCAAGCAGUCAAAUCGUUUUACUCAAACGAAAUGAUUGCAAUUCAUUCAUCCACUUAUCAUGGUUUGUGUCGUCCUUUCAGAAUGUGGGAGUAUUCCAGACUAGGUAGAUCUAAUUGGCAAGAAGAUUCAAGAAAAUCUACUCCACCAGUUGUGGUGAAAAGACAUAUUCCAUUAUCAGGCUUAGCUAGAUUAUGGUAUUCGUUGAUGCGUGAUAAAUCUGAUGAAUUCAAUCAUUACGGUAUGAAUCAAGAUUUAAGCCAUACAAAUGAUCAUGAACAUCAUGACAUUUACUUUUUAACUUCGGAUGGAAUUAUUACUUCUGUAUCGAACUAUGGGUAUGAAAACUGGCGCGUAAAUUCUGAAGUCUCCUGGUUACAAGUUUCACGAACCUUAGGAACACUUACGUCUCAUGGAGAGGAAAGAUCUGUUGAUAAGCAUUUAGAUGAUCUGUACAUAGAACACUUUCAUCCCUCGUUAACUACAAUCAAUCUUGCAUCUUUAGGACAAGGAUUUGUUCGUGAUCUUAGCGUAUUUUCCAAGAUAAAGAUUGGAUUGAUUUCAAUGUGUUUGCUGAUUGACAUGAGUUCCAAGCUUCUAAAAAUUCUUUGGUGUUUUUAGGAUUCUUUCUAUCCAAGAUCUCGACAUUCAGAUUGUGCUGAUGAUGUUCAGAAGAACGAUGACAGCUCCACGAAUAAACCAUCCUGCUCAGAGAACGAAACUCCACCAUGAGCCUUUAAAAGUAGAUUUCCAGAAAAGGUGUGAGGAUCGCGUUAAGAAUUCGCCUAUUGGUUUUGAGUUUUAGCUUGAAAUUACUGAUUCAGUUUCUAUUAUUAAAGUGUAACUUCUAAGUAAAAAACGUAUAUAUUUUUAUUGUUGUGACUUGAGACACUAAUUGAUAUCACGUGCUAAAUUUACCAGCUACAAUCCUGACUAGAGAUUUUUUGUUAGUGCGUCUACUAUUCAGUUUAUAUCCUAGCGUCCUUCGUUUAACUAACUAUACGUUCUGACCCUCACAGUUAACUCCGUGCCGACGAAAGCUACGCUUCUAUUGGUCCGCUAUCCAGAAACCUUUCACUAUCCCCUGCCUUAAGUCUGGAGAGCAGUUAGCAGUCAGCUUCUAGCAUACCCACAUUUUAAUCAUCCAGCCCUGCCAGCCAACACAAUCAAGAACUUUCUCAAACACCCACUGGCCUAUGUACACGAGUUGUCAAACUGCACAACAUACCAAAUAAAAAAUCACACUAAAUACAAUUAUACUAUAAGCAGUAAAGAGCGAGACACAGUAAAUAGUUAGCAAUAAUUAAGGAAUGGUAAAACGUUUAACGAAAAUUAGUAGAUCCAUUGGAAGCUUAUAAUGAAGAAAACGUAGAAAUACAAUUAUAUAGUUAUUCACUGAUCAUACAGUAAAAGCGUGUAUAAUAAUUCGAAAAAUUGUUUCACAAGUUCCAACUUUUCCAGUAUUCGUUUCAUUUACAGUGAAAAUGAUUUUUGUAUCCAAUUAAUAAUGGAACAUCAUACAUAUUACCUGGUCUAAUCUGUAUGCGAAAUUGUGAGAAUGUAUAUCGGUACCUAGGAUUUAGUUAUAUCAUGUUUUAGACAACUCAUUAAAUACAGGUGCAUUUGUUCUGCCUCGAGCUAUACCUUUUUUCGUUCAGUUUAGUAAUAUUGGUAUCCAAUCAAAACGGUGGGAGCGAAGAAAGCGAGCUGACAUUAAACCGGCUGUGUCUGAUUUUCCCUGUCUUUUUGCCUCUACGACUGAUCAAUACGUAGUUUUCUAAAUGUAUAGUUUAAUGAUGAGUCUACCUUCAAAAUGUAUUGUAAUUUUUCGAAUUUGGUAACAACUUGUUAUUUCUAUUUCUCCAGUGCGCCAUUUUUCACUCGCUCUUGCUCUUGUGAAUCAGCAAUACUAGCUGCUGGCCUAAUCCAAAUUAUUUAGAUUGAUCUUUCAUCUGCAGCUUCAUAGUUGAUAGCUGAGUAUGCUAAACACCAAGCAAUGCUUUAUCAUACCAUCUCAAUCGAUAUCAAUCAAUAAUAGAUACCUUCAUUGAUGUCGAGCUUAUGAUUUUACUAAUAUUCCUUAAUUGUUGUAUUUCCAGCCUACAAUACCUACUAUGCCAUUAUUGGUUUCUACUGGAUGGGAUUCUGUUGGUGUUGUUGAUCGAACUAAUGGUAAAUUAUUGGCUGCUCAUCGACUCCCAACUCAACCAACUGGUCAACCAAUUGUUAUUUCACUUGCACUAUCCAAUACAACUAAAUUUUCAGAAGUUGUAAAUGUUCCUACUAUAUUGUUGGUUCCAUGUAAUGAUAUACUUGUUGGUUUUGUUUUAGUACAAAGUCUACGCAUAUGGCUUUUGAUACCUUUGAUAAUUAGUUUGACUGUAUCAUUCUUUGUGCUUACAUGGUGUUGUGAUUUGGAUGGAUAAACUGUUGAAAACUUAAAAUUAAUAUUAUUCUGUUUUUGAAUAGGUUUAGCUAAUUUUUUGUAUUUAUGAUUAUUGAUUCUCGGAUUUUAUGUGUCGAUAAAUUUUAAUUUGUACUAUUUGCCUCAACCAUCAUUACUUUAAGUUAGUGGGUCAACGCUGAUUUGGAUCUGUUGUUGUUAUAGUCUGUUGUAUUUCCUAAUGUUCUCCUCAUUUGACUUCUCGUAUACUUGUGUAUUUUCUUAAUCGUGAUAAGAUCAUUUGUCACAUGGGAUGACAUAAAAAAUUUGAUAAGAUUUUCAUUUUUCAUUACUUAUAUCUUUAGUUUCCUUAAAUCAUAAUGAAUUGCAGUAUAAACAAUGAUGAACGUAAAAACGAGCAGCAGUAAGGUAAUUUGAAAUACUUUUUGAGAAAUACAUCAUUCUUCAUUAAAGUUUUG